Molecule: messenger RNA, 412 nt
Organism: Cyphomyrmex costatus
Lineage: Eukaryota; Metazoa; Arthropoda; Insecta; Hymenoptera; Formicidae
Product: Threonyl-carbamoyl synthesis 6
Exons: 4
Coding region: 128-412 (94 amino acids)
Cellular component (GO): EKC/KEOPS complex
Source: RefSeq, a predicted model, not a curated record
UCGAAAUGCAGUGUUUAUACUACGAGAUGAAUAUUCUAAUAUCAGCAACGCCCAUGGCCGCACACCCACAUAGAACAGUGUUUGACAGAUAUUUCAAUUUGGACGAUUUACAUCAUAAUAGAAUGCCAUGAGUGACCUCAGAAUAGAGUUGUCCGUGCCUUUUCCAAGCGCCAGAGAAGCAGAAGUUGUAUAUCAAGUGCUUCGAGUUGACAAGGAACCACCGCGUAGCAGAAUCACAAAGAAUCUUACGUUAAAUAAUAACAUUUUAGAAGUUUCAUUCAGUGGUAAGGAAGCAAGGAAAGUACGUGUAGCACUUACAUCUUUCUUUGAUAGUCUACUACUAGUCACAGAAACCAUUGAAAAAUUCGGUCCACCUGAGCCGAUAUACAGUCAUUACGGAGUCGACAAUUAG